This is a messenger RNA of Hyaloscypha bicolor E, 1095 nucleotides long. Its product is annotated as RNA-binding domain-containing protein. Gene Ontology annotation, molecular function: RNA binding. The record is from RefSeq and is a predicted model, not a curated record. The coding region runs from base 1 to 1095 and encodes 364 amino acids. Gene Ontology annotation, cellular component: nucleolus; U12-type spliceosomal complex. The transcript has 3 exons. Gene Ontology annotation, biological process: positive regulation of mRNA splicing, via spliceosome. NCBI's taxonomy places the organism in Eukaryota, Fungi, Ascomycota, Leotiomycetes, Helotiales, Hyaloscyphaceae.
AUGUCAGGAGCUAGGCAUUGGGAGCAAGACAAAGAAGCCACUGUCUACAUAGGCAACAUCGACGAGCGAGUUACAGACAGCUUGAUCUGGGAGCUCAUGCUCCAAGCCGGACGAAUCGUCAAUGUACACCUCCCCAAAGACCGAGUAACGCAGACGCACCAAGGGUAUGGCUUUGUAGAGUUCAUCAGCGAAGAGGAUGCAGAGUACGCUGCGCGGAUCAUGAACCAGGUGCGGUUAUACGGGAAGCCGAUUCGAGUUAAUAAGGCCUCAGCAGAUAAGCAAAAACCCGUUGAAGUAGGCGCCGAGCUCUUCAUUGGCAACCUUGACCCCCUCAUCGACGAGAAAACCCUCUACGACACCUUCUCGCGCUUCGGCGCCCUCCAAUCGCCCCCCAAAAUCGCACGGGAUGAAUCCGGGCUCAGCAAAGGCUACGGCUUUGUCUCCUACAGCACAUUCGAAGCCUCCGACGACGCGAUCGCGAACAUGAACGGGCAGUACCUCAUGAAUAAAGACGUGUCCGUGCAAUACGCCUACAAGAAGGAUGGGAAAGGAGAGCGGCACGGCGAUGAAGCGGAACGUAUGCUUGCAAGCCAAGCGAAGAAACAUAACAUUCUUCCUGAGGCGCAGCAGAUGCCUGCACAGUUGCUAUUGAACGGGAAUGUCCCCGCAGGACCAGCAGCAAUGAUCGAUAUGUCCAUGCCCAUGGGCGGCAUACCGGCAAACCCCAUGGCCGGACCCCCUCCUUCUCUCCCCCCUGGAUUCGGCGGCCGGGGCCCACCACCAGGAAACUACAACGGCGUUCCACCACCGCAACAACAGCAGCAGCAGCAGCGGGUCAACGCCCCCUUACCUCCCCCGCCCUCAGGAUUACCGCAACGCCCGCCGCCGAGCCAGGCAGGCUACGGAGGACCGCAAGACUUCCACCCCCCGGGCUUUGCGCCGCCGCCGGGGUUCCAGCAGCCAGGAGGGAUGCCGCCUGGGUUUGGAGCGCCUGCGGGACAGCCGAUGCCGCCGCCGGGCUUUGGGAUGGGACCUCCUGGUUUUCCGCCGCAGCCAGGGCAGGGACAGGGACCGCCGGGGUAUGGGAGGAGGUGA